AUGAUUUAUAAGGCGGAAAAAUUUGGAGAAAAAUACACGACGAGAUGGGAUAACAUAGACGUCGAUGAAAUCCUAUCAAGUGAAAGAUUACUUGGAAAUUAUAAAAAAUGUUUAAUGGAUCAAGGACCCUGUACGCCGGACGGCAAAGAAUUAAAAAAAAAUCUUCCGGAUGCUUUGAAAAACGAUUGUUCGAAAUGUAGCGAAAAACAAAAAAUCAACAUGCAUAAGGUUAUUGAUUUUUUUAAAGAUAAUAAAACGGAAUGGUGGGCGGAAUUGCAAAAAAAAUACGAUCCGGAAGGUAUUUAUUUAAAAAAUCACAUUGCGAAUAAUCGUCACGGUGAUAAGAAUGAUGAUAAAAGGGAUGACGAUAAAAAAAAAGAAGAACGGGAUGAAAUGGAGAAAAAUGAUAAUAAGGAAAAUUCGCGUUAA
This is a messenger RNA of Pediculus humanus corporis (human body louse), 429 nucleotides long. RefSeq names its product ejaculatory bulb-specific protein 3 precursor, putative. NCBI's taxonomy places the organism in Eukaryota, Metazoa, Arthropoda, Insecta, Psocodea, Pediculidae. The transcript is spliced from 3 exons. The record is from RefSeq and is a predicted model, not a curated record. Bases 1 to 429 code for a protein of 142 amino acids.